Clupea harengus (Atlantic herring) is the source of this 6088-nucleotide messenger RNA. RefSeq names its product teneurin-2-like. Bases 76 to 4335 code for a protein of 1419 amino acids. Gene Ontology annotation, biological process: neuron development; heterophilic cell-cell adhesion; signal transduction. NCBI's taxonomy places the organism in Eukaryota, Metazoa, Chordata, Actinopteri, Clupeiformes, Clupeidae. Gene Ontology annotation, molecular function: cell adhesion molecule binding; protein heterodimerization activity; calcium ion binding. The transcript is spliced from 9 exons. Gene Ontology annotation, cellular component: neuron projection; membrane. The record is from RefSeq and is a predicted model, not a curated record.
GCGGGGACCGGGGAGCAGUGUCUGCCCUUCGACGAGCGCUGCGGAGACGGGGGCAAAGCGGUGGAGGCCACACUCAUGAGCCCCAAAGGAAUUGCGGUGGAUAAGUAUGGACUCAUGUACUUCGUGGACGCCACCAUGAUCCGGAAGGUCGACCAGAACGGCAUCAUCUCCACCCUGCUGGGUGCCAACGACCUCACCGCCGUCCGGCCCCUCAGCUGCGACUCCAGCAUGGACGUCAGCCAGGUGCGUCUGGAGUGGCCCACAGACCUGGCUGUGAACCCCAUGGACAACUCGCUGUACGUGCUGGAGAACAACGUCAUCCUGCGCAUCACGGAGAACCACCAGGUGAGCAUCAUCGCCGGGCGGCCCAUGCACUGCCAGGUGCCGGGCAUCGACUACUCCCUCAGCAAGCUGGCUAUUCACGCGGCCCUGGAGAGCGCCACGGCCAUCGCCAUCUCGCACGACGGCGUGCUCUACAUCGCCGAGACGGACGAGAAGCGCAUCAACCGCGUGCGGCAGGUGAGCACGGGCGGCGAGAUCUCGCUACUGGCCGGCACCACCUCCGAGUGCGACUGCAAGAACGACGUCAACUGCAACUGCUUCGCCGGCGACGAGGGCUACGCUCCCGACGCCAGCCUCAACUCGCCGGCCUCGCUGGCCGUGGCGCCCGACGGCACGCUCUUCGUGGCCGACCUCAGCAACAUCCGCAUCCGCGCCGUGCGGCCCAAUCGGCCGUUGCCGACCCCGGUCGGCCGCUUCGAGGUGGCCUCGCCCCAGGAGCAGGAGCUCUACAUCUUCAACGACGAGGGCCUCCACCUGCAGACCAUCUCGCUGGUGACGGGCGAGCCGCUCUUCAACUUCAGCUACGGCGCCGACGGCCUUCUGGCUGCGCUCACCGACAGCUCCAACAACACGCUGCGCGUGCGCCGGGACGGCGCGGGUCAGGGCGGCUCAGCGGGCCUGCUGCGGCUGGUGCUGAUGCCCGAGAACCAGGUGGUGACGCUGGGCCUGGACCCGGCCGGCAGCCUGCGCUCGGUGUCGGCGCUGAACCGGGAGAUCGUGCAGCUGGGCUACAGCGGCAGCACCGGCCUGCUGGCCAUCAAGGCUGACGAGACGGGCUGGACCACCUUCUAUGAGUACGACAGCGAGGGCCGGUUGACCAACGUCACCUACCCGACAGGGAUGGUCACCAGCCUGCACCGCGAGAUCGAGCGCUCCAUCAACAUCGACAUCGAGAGCUCCAACCGCGACGACGACGUCACCGUCAUCACCAACCUGUCCUCUGUGGAGGCGUCCUACACUGUAGUGCAAGACCAAGUGAGGAACACCUACCAGCUGUGCACCAACGGCACCAUGAGGGUGAUGUACGCCAACGGGAUGGGCAUCAGCUACCACACGGAGCCGCACAUCCUGGCCGGAUCGGUGAGCCCCACCAUCGGGCGGCGGAACAUCACCCUGCCCACCGACAACGGCCUCAACUCCAUCGAGUGGCGCCUGCGCAAAGAGCUCACCAAGGGAAAAGUCACCGUCUUCGGCAGGAAACUGAGGGCUCAUGGCCGCAACCUGCUCUCCAUUGACUUUGACCGGAACACACGCACGGAGAAGAUCUACGACGACCACCGCAAGUUCACCCUGCGCAUCACCUACGACGCCCAGGGCCGGCCGGCCAUCUGGCAGCCCAGCAGCAGCCUGGCGGUGGUCAACGUCUCCUACUCCACCACCGGCCAGCUGGUGGGGCUCCAGCGCGGCAGCAUGAGCGAGCGGACGGAGUACGACCCCCAGGGGCGCAUCCUCUCCCGCUCCUUCGUGGACGGGAAGGUGUGGAGCUACAGCUACCUGGACAAGUCUAUGGUGCUGCUGCUGCAGAGCCAGAGGCAGUACAUCUUCGAGUUCGACACGACGGGUCGCGUGACGGCCGUCACCAUGCCCAGCGUGGCCCGCCACACCAUGUUCACCCAUGUCUCCAUCGGCUACAUCCGCAACACUUACAACCCGCCAGAGAGCAACGCAUCCGUCAUCCACGACUUCAGCGAGGACGGGCGGCCCCAGGCCAUCCACUUCCUGGGCACGGGCCGACGGGUGCUCUACAAGUACGGCAAGCUGGCCAAACUGGCGGAGGUGCUCUACGACAACACAGCGGUCACCUUCGGCUAUGACGAGACGACCGGCGUGCUUAAGAUGGUCAACCUGCAGAGCGGCGGUUUCUCUUGCACCAUCCGCUACCGCAAGAUGGGACCGCUGGUGGACAAGCAGAUCUACCGGUUCUCCGAGGAAGGGAUGGUGAAUGCGCGCUUCGACUACACGUACCAUGACAACAGCUUCCGCAUCGCCAGCAUGAAGCCUGUGAUCAGCGAGACGCCGCUGCCCGUCGACCUGUACCGAUACGACGAGAUCUCCGGCAAGAUCGAGCACUUUGGCAAGUUCGGCGUCAUCUACUACGACAUCAACCAGAUCAUCACCACGGCGGUGAUGACGUUGAGCAAGCACUUCGACACGCACGGCCGUAUUAAAGAGGUGCAGUACGAGAUCUUCCGCUCGCUCAUGUACUGGAUGACGGUGCAGUACGACAGCAUGGGCCGCGUGGUGAAACGCGAGCUUAAGAUCGGGCCCUACGCCAACACCACACAGUACCGCUACGAGUACGACGGCGACGGGCAGCUCAGCGGCGUCAAGGUGAAUGACUGGUCCACCUGGCGGUACAGCUACGACCUCAACGGCAACCUUCACCUGCUCAACCCUGGCAACAGUAACCGCCUCACGCCACUCCGCUACGACCUACGCGACCGCAUCACGCGGCUAGGCGACGUUCAGUACCGGCUAGACGAGGACGGUUUCCUCAGCCAGCGAGGAUCGGACAUCUUUGAGUACAACUCCAAGGGCCAGCUAGCGAGGGCCUACAGCCGAGGGACCGGAGGAUGGAGUGUUCAGUACCGCUACGACGGGCUGGGCCGCCGCGUGUCCUCCAAGAACAGCCUUGGCCAGCAUCUGCAGUUCUUCUACGCCGACCUUACCCACCCAGUGCGGGUCACGCACGUCUUCAACCACUCCAGUUCGGAGAUCUCCUCGCUCUACUACGACCUGCAGGGCCACCUGUUCGCCAUGGAAGUGAGCAGCGGUGAAGAGUACUACAUCGCCUCCGACAACACCGGCACACCCCUGGCGGUCUUCAGCAGCAAUGGCCAGAUGAUUAAGCAAGUGCAGUACACGGCCUAUGGCGAGGUGUACCUCGACUCCAAUCCUGAGUUCCAGUUGGUGGUGGGCUUCCAUGGUGGCCUCUAUGACGCACUGACCAAGCUGGUGCACUUCACACAGCGAGACUAUGACGUGCUCGCAGCCCGCUGGACCUCACCAGACUACGGCCUCUGGCGGAAGAUUGGCAAGGAGCUGGCACCAUUCAACCUCUACAUGUUCAAGAACAACAACCCCCUCAGUGACAUGCUGGACGUCAAGAACUAUGUUACAGAUGUAAAGAGCUGGUUGAUAAUGUUUGGUUUCCAGCUCAGUAACAUCAUUGCUGGCUUCCCCAAACAUACUCAGUACUUUGUGGAUCCACCGUAUGAAUUACUGACCAGCCAGGAUGCCGAGAAUGGACAGCUGAUCACAGGGGUGCAGCAGGCUGCAGAGAGACAUAACCAGGCUUUCAUGGCUCUGGAGGGCAAGCUGCUGAACAAGGAGCGUCGGGGCAGACGUGACCGUCCAGGCCACUGGUUCGGCACCAGCACGCCUAUCAUUGGCCGCGGCAUGAUGCUGGCAGUGAAGGAGGGUCACGUGGUGGCGGGUACCUCUGGCAUGGCGAGCGAGGACAGCCGGAAGGUGGCGCUCGUGCUCAACAACGCCAUCUACCUGGAUGGCACGCACUACACGCAAGACGGGCGCGACUGUCACUACUUCGUCAAGGUGGGCUCGGCCGACAGCGACCUGCUGGCACUGGGCCUGACCAACGGGCGCAAGGCACUGGAGAGCGGCAUCAACGUCACCGUGAGCGGACGCUCGCGACGCGGCGUCACCGUGGAGUUCCGCGUGCCCUCGCUCUCGCUCAGCGUCCGCUACGGCCUGGCCACCGACGUAGUGGACGAGGAGCGCGCCCGCUUGCUGGAGCUGGCGCGGCAGAGGGCGCUGGUGGGGGCGUGGGCAAGGGAGCAGCAGCGGGCACGGGAUGAGAAGGAGGGCAGCCGGCUAUGGACAGAGGGUGAGAAGCAGCAGCUGCUGUCACCCGCGGGCAAAGUGCAGGGUUACGACGGGUACUACGUGUUGCCCGUGGAGCAGUACCCAGAGCUGGCAGACAGUAGCACCAAUAUCCAGUUCCUGAGACAGAAUGAGAUGGGGAAGAGGUAACAGACCAGCAGACUUGAAAAUACUCCUUUACGUUUAGCAAUUUCUAGCUUUUUAUCCUCCCCUGCUCUCUCUCUCUCUCUCUCAUUCUCUCUCCCUCUGUCUCUUCGCCGCUCUCUUUCUCUCUCCGCAUUCCACUCUCUCCUUUUCUUUUCUCUCCUGUCCUCACUAUGUACUCACCCCGCCUCUCCCACGGAGAAUAAACAAACUAAUGGGGUAGCACUCUGAACGCUGCAGGGACUUUUAAGAAGAAGAACUCUUAACGAACAAUUAUAAUUACUGCCACUGGCAAAAAAAGUUGAGAUGGAAUCUUAAAAAGACUCUUGUUUUUUUUGUUUUGGGUUUUUUUGGUUCUUUUUCAACAAAAUGGACUUGAAAUAGCACUGUUGAACGUUGGUAAGAAAAAAAACAGACACAGCUGUUGCUUAAAAUGAAGAAUCCCCUUUUUAAAAAAGAAUUGAUAUUUUCGGCCCAUAUUUUUUGGGUUACCAAGAGGAUGUUGGUGACUGUGGUGAAUGUCAACACGACCUUGGCUCCCACAGGUCAAAGGAAAACUCCGGAACUGCUCUAGAAACCAGUCCGUAUGGACAGAUCUGCAAACGAACAACAACGUUAUCAGCAACAACAACUAAAAGAAACUGACCAGAUGGAACAUCAGACUCAGGCCUGACUUUCACAACAACAGAACUGUCAACUGCUGCGGCCCACCAAGAAGAAACCUUUUUUUUCUUUAAGAAUAAAACUUAAAAAAAUAUUUAAAAAAAAUAGACGAGCAAAACAGUGAAAGAACUUUUUAGAAAGAAAUUAUAAUAAUAAUAAAAAAAUGAUGGCUAUAUUUGCAGUACAUAAUGUCAAACAUUUGUUAAUUUUUAAAUAGGGAGAAAAAACUGUUAACAUUGUGUCAGCUAGCACUGAAGUUCAGGGUGUACUCUAUAAGCGAUAGUUUGUUCGUCGCGGUAGAAUCGUGAGCCUUUCACCAGAGCACUUCUGUACAGAGAACUUGGAAAAAAAAAAAACACACACAUACUCUAGCAAUUUAUCCAGAUAGAAAUAACAAUUGCCAGAAGCUAUUUAUUUUUAUUUUAUUUUUUAUUUAUUUAUUUAUUAUUAUUCUUAGUACUCUAUGACAAUCACAAAAGUCACCACUUUUAUUGCAAAUCCUGAUUAUCGGUGGAUGAGUUUAUUUUAAUUUGUAAUAUAUGUAAGAAAUGUUCAUUAAGUUUUUAUAUUAAGUUUGAUUUGCUCAUAAGCAAAUUAUAGUCACAGACAAAAAGUAAUUUAUGUAAAGUGUUUUAAAAUGGUUUAUACUUUAAAUAAAGUUUAAAACUGUGAAACUUGUUUUUUCGAAAUAGAUCUGUAUGUACAGUGUAUAGACUUACCUUUCUGCAGCACAGUAGAGUAAUGUUCAUAAUAUCAAGUUUUAUAUUUCUAAUGGGAAGUGGCUUGUUAUGUGCAAACCUAUAGCUGGUAUUACUACUCUAGAAUUUUGUGACACACCAAUCUCCCUGAGCUACAAUAUCAAUCCCAAGUUUGAUGUUUUUAUUUAUUUUGGGUUUUAUUUGUUUUAGUUUCCUUUCUAAAUGCAGAGAAAAUGUUGCUGUUCUAGAUCCCAAAACCGUAGACAUGGAUUCUAUCCACUGUGAAGAGCCUCAUUAUGGAUGUCAAGAUGUACCAAAUCAGUAUUGAAGGACGAUUCUUACCCUUACUCGAGACUCUUCUGAGACCUUAUCAAUAAAAAGUAAUUGUUUACUUCAUG